This is a messenger RNA of Vollenhovia emeryi, 1233 nucleotides long. RefSeq names its product odorant receptor 22c-like. Lineage: Eukaryota; Metazoa; Arthropoda; Insecta; Hymenoptera; Formicidae. Gene Ontology annotation, biological process: detection of chemical stimulus involved in sensory perception of smell; sensory perception of smell. Gene Ontology annotation, cellular component: plasma membrane. Gene Ontology annotation, molecular function: odorant binding; olfactory receptor activity. The transcript is spliced from 6 exons. The coding region runs from base 100 to 1158 and encodes 352 amino acids. The record is from RefSeq and is a predicted model, not a curated record.
AUAGCCAAGAGUACUGUCAGCCCGGCACUGAAAAUCGGCCUUCGGUUGCUUGGUGUGUGGCCGGGUGUGUCGCAUGCCAUCGUUUAUUGGCUGAUUUUUAUGUCGAGUAUACUUAUCAUACAGUACUUUCAGUAUCUCUACAUAUUUGAGCACUUCAAGAUCAGCGAGCUCUCGAAUCUUGUCGAUGGAUUGUCCUUGACUUUAGAUUACAGUUUGACGUUUCUCAAAUUGGCCAGUCUAUGGAUACAUCGUCGAGUUUUUCAUAAAAUUCUGGCCGCUAUGGAAAACGAUUGGCGUGAGUGCGUCAUCGACCAGCACUUGAGUUUGAUGACGAUUAAGGCCAGUGUAUCACACUUUUAUUCUAACGCUAUGUUAAGCUUCAACGGAAUUGCUGCAGUACUUUACGUUUUGGGCGAUUAUGUAAUUCGUUUCGUAUAUUCAGCCAACAAUUACAAUAAUACCUUGCGGCAGCUUCCUAUCAAGAUGUUACUUCCCUUCGAAACUGAGCAAUCGCCGAUUUUCGAGCUAUUGGUCGUAACUCUAUUUCUACAUGUAAUAUUAAUCUCGUUUACAGUCGCGGUCCUAAACGGAUUAAUUUUUACUUUGGUGCUUCACGUAAGCGGGCAAAUUGAUAUAAUAUGUCAAGAAUUCAGAAAUAUUUCUGUGAACGCUUUUCCCUAUCGAUCUUCCGCAUGUAUAUUAGGAAUGCUGGUCGAAAGGCACAACAAAGUCUAUGCAUUUUCCGAAAGCAUCGAGAAACUUUUCUCUUUUAUUGCAUUAAUGCAAGUUGUUUGGAAUACUUUGGUCAUUUGUUGCCUAGGAUUCAUUAUCAUAAUUUCUGUUCACAAUGAAACCGAUGUCUUCGUAUUUGUAAAGGCCACCUUGGCUUACUUCGCUGUAAUGAUAGAAGCCUUUAUCAUAUGCUUUGCGGGAGAAUAUCUUAGUCUUAAGAGUAAAUCGAUCGCUGAUGCAGCGUACGAAUCGUUGUGGUAUGAUAUGCCGCCAAAUCAGAGUAAAACUAUAUCGUUCAUGAUAAUGAGAUCCCAGAAACAAUUAUCGAUUACUGCGGGAAAAAUGAUGGAUAUGUCAUUCGAAGCCUUAACAAGUAUCAUGAAGGCAUCGGCGUCAUAUGUAUCUGUCUUGCAUGCGAUGUAUUGAUACCAAGAGAAAUGCAAUAGUGAUUUGUGAAAAUUAUAAUUAAAUUAGUGUAAAGAUAAUUUAUAAACUAUUAAC